AACUGUGAUUUUUGAUCGUUAGGAUCGCUAAGUGGAACGUACUCAUUGUGAAUUUGGACGAAGGCUAUCAAAAAAGUUUUGUUGUCUGUCCCGAAUAUUUUUUUUUUGGACUUUUGGUUGGGCAUCUUGGGCCUUGGGGAGGACAAUAAUUUUAUCAAAAAUAAACAAAACUUUUGUUUUGUUUUUACUCAGAGUUAGAUGUCAUGUCUUGGCUAUAAUUCGUAAAAUAAAAAUGAAAGAAAUCCUAAAGUUUCCGGAAUAUUACUUUUUAUAAUCGUUUAUUUUAUAAAGUAAUGUUGUUAAGUCUUUUCGUUAAUAAUGAAUGAGAGAGAACGUGAGUUUCGUAAAAAACGUAUUCGCUCCAGUAACUGGGACGAAGCAGAAAAGCAAUUAUUUCGAAGUGUUCUGAAUGAAUAUGUGCACAUUUUGGAAAAUAAAUCUCUGAACACAAACUCAAAUAAAUUAAAAAAUAAAGCUUGGGAAGAAGUCCACAAUAAGUUUAAUCAGUUAAAUAGCCGAAACAGAAAUCUAUGUGCUCUAAAGAUACAAUGGAAAUCGAUAAAAGCCCAUAAGACUUUUCGAACUUUUAAAAAGGAACCAAGUGAAACAGGAGGAGAGCUAAGAAAAAAAGAGUCAAAGAAUGAGGAGCCAAGAACAGAUGAGCCUAGACGAGAAGAGCCAAGACGACUAGUACCAAGACUAAGACCAAAAGAAGGGAUGAAGGAGUACAAAGACUACAUAAAUGGCAUGAUAAGCCAUACCAAAAUGCUGAAGGAAGCAGAGCACAAGAGGUUUAUGGAGAUGGCAGAAGAGGAGCACAAGAGAAAGUUGGAGAUGGCAGAAGUAGAGCACAAGAGGAAGAUGGAUAUGGCAGAACAAGAACACCAGAAAAAGAUGGAAGAACACGAUAUAAAAGUGGAGAUUGAGAAAGAAAAUCUGAUAUCUGCCAUGUUAACAAGAGAGCUUUUAGAAAUAAAAAAACAAAAACAAGAAAAUUUUAAUUUGUAAGUUAGGUUAAAGUAAAGUAAGUAAGUAAAUAAGUAAGUUUAAGUUAAAUUAUAAUUAUGUGAAAAUGUAUUUAUUUUAAAAAUAUAAAACCAUAAAAUAAAACCUAUAAAACCAUUUA
This is a messenger RNA of Bicyclus anynana (squinting bush brown), 1126 nucleotides long. RefSeq lists its product as uncharacterized. The transcript has 4 exons. Lineage: Eukaryota; Metazoa; Arthropoda; Insecta; Lepidoptera; Nymphalidae. The record is from RefSeq and is a predicted model, not a curated record. Bases 319 to 1008 code for a protein of 229 amino acids.